Messenger RNA from Vanessa atalanta (red admiral), 5524 nucleotides. It is a transcript of the gene SOCS5, whose product is annotated as suppressor of cytokine signaling 5-like. Gene Ontology annotation, molecular function: 1-phosphatidylinositol-3-kinase regulator activity. The transcript has 12 exons. Gene Ontology annotation, biological process: phosphatidylinositol phosphate biosynthetic process; intracellular signal transduction. Lineage: Eukaryota; Metazoa; Arthropoda; Insecta; Lepidoptera; Nymphalidae. The record is from RefSeq and is a predicted model, not a curated record. Gene Ontology annotation, cellular component: phosphatidylinositol 3-kinase complex. Bases 304 to 1371 code for a protein of 355 amino acids.
CUUAGUAAUUGCGUAUAUUCUCUGCGUGCUAUUUAUUAUAAAACAUAUUAUAUUAUUGUUAUAAAUAUAAAAAUAGCAUGUGUAUAGUGCCAUAAAAUAAUGUGAAUAAUUAUUGUGUCAAAUAUUACUUCCUAGUAGUGUUAUAAGGUGAUAUUAGUUAUGAACGAAAAUAUCCGAAUAACUUGAAACAGUAUUGUGAAAUAAUAUCGAAAACGAAAAAUUUUACGAUCGACCAACAAACAAAUAAUCAGACAUGAUAGUUCGCUGGUCGAACUACUCAUAGUAGCGAGGAUCUAUUCCGAUAUGGGUCAGCAAACGUCGAGGAAGAGCGGCGAGUGCACCUGCGGCUGCGGCGCCUGGGAGAGGCGUCGGUACGCGGAGUCGCCGAGCAGCGUGCAUCGCUACGUGAGCGCCGUCACUGACAGAUGGAGUGCGAGGGAGUGCGCGUGCCGGAGACGCCGGUGGCGCCGGCCGGCCUGCGUGUGCACCGCCUACCGCCGCGUCAGCGACGCCUGCCACGACGACCGUUUGGCUGCAGUACUGACGCUGGGCGCGAGGGACCUCCGGCGGGAAUUGGACGCCAUUGUCAUUAACACGGACACCGAUACGAACCGAGAGAUAGGUGAGCCCACAGCUGAAGUAUAUGUACUGUCAGUGGCGCCUCGGACCGACGGUGAGACCUCCCAAGAGGGUAGGAGGGCGGAACUGGCUCAGGCCAACGAUCCCUCGAUCAGGCGUUUCCAGGUGGUCUGCGGUGGUGAACUGCGCGCGUUGUUGCUGCGCGCGCCCCCCCUCGCGCACCAGCCCCUGCCGCCUCCGCUCACGACAGUUCACACGCAGGUUGAUUACAAACACUGCUUAGUACCGGACUUACAAGAAAUAACUGCUUGCUCGUUCUACUGGGGCAAGAUGGACAGAUACGAGGCGGAACGUCUGCUUGACAACAAACCAGAAGGCACGUUCCUGCUGCGCGACUCGGCGCAGGAGGAGCACCUGUUCUCGGUGUCGUUCCGCAAGUACGGGCGCUCGCUGCACGCGCGCAUCGAGCACUACCAGCACCGCUUCAGCUUCGACUCGCACGACCCCGCCGUGUUCGCCGCGCCCACCGUCACCGGCCUCAUCGAGCACUACAAGCAGGACCCCGCGUGCGUGAUGUUCUUCGAGCCGAUGCUGACGGCGCCGCUGCCGCGCACCGCGCCCUUCUCGCUGCAGCAGCUGGCGCGCGCCGCCAUCGUCUCCCGCCUCAGCUACGACGGCGUGGAGCAGCUGCCGCUGCCGGCCCGCCUGCGCGCCUACCUCAAGGAGUACCACUACCGGCAGCGCGUGCGCGUGCGCCGCCUGGAGCCCGACGCCUACGAGCCGCAGAUGUAGCAGCAUCCGUGGCGCGACAGGAAUGUCGUGCUGCUGAUGUUCGGAGCCUUUGUGCUGCUGCAAGCGAACAGCUUGUACGCGUUGUACCUCAACAUGAGUCAUUUCUAUGGUGCAAAUCAGUGACUGAGUGUAGUGAUCGGGAUGCUGGUGGUUACGGUGACUUUGUGACUAGUGAUAAUGAGAUUGAAGAAGAUAACAGCAUAGAGGAUUCUCCACUGGGGAGAUAUUUUAGUGGAGAGUUUCCUGGCAAUUCCUCCACGUGUAGAUAUCGUCAAGCAGUGAUAUGAACUUAAUGUAAAUGUACAAUUGAAUGUUGAACGACAGAGCUAUUAUCAUUUGUUUAAUUAUUGUUAUCGCGAAGAGACGAUUGAAUAUUACAUAAUGGAACUAUGUAAAUAAUAUCAUGGUUGUUUUGAGAACGAAUUAAGUGCAAUAAUUAAAUAAUUUAUUAAUAGUUACAUGUGAUACCCGAGUUAAACAGGAUUGGAUACAUUACAAGCACAAUGUAACUGUGUUGCUUUUGGAUUACACUUUAAUUGUGUCAGUGGCGGAUUUACUAGCAAUGCUGAACAGGUUUGAGUGUAGAGCAUUCUUUAAAUGAAGUCUUUGAGACAUAUAUCUGAUGUUUUUGACUUCUUUUAUUUUAUUGUAUUUCAUUAAACAAUGGUUAAUAGUAUGGUUGAAAAUGAUGAUUGAUUAGAUUUUAUCAAUUGAAUUGUCCGUCUCGACUAGGGUUUGUUGAUGAUUUUGAAAAUUAACAAACAGGGUUUUGAGUGUUUAAUAGCUGAUGAAUAUUCGUAUGUGAGUUUAUAGUCUUUAUUUGUAAAUCUGCCACUGAACGUAGCCUACAAGAUAUGAACAGAUGGAUGCAUAGUCUUUCUCUAAGCUAUGAUGUCAUAACGCAUCUAUUCUAUGCAGUCAGGCUGAUACAAGAUGUUAUUAAACUCCCCGAGUCCAGUAAUCACUGGCUAUUGACAUACUUGUCAAUGAAAUACACUUAACGUCAAAUAAUUAUACCGUAAUAUUAUAUAUCAAUACUUAUAUUAUAUUUAACUCACAUACUAUAUGUAUUUGUUCCUUGUUGUGAUAAGUUUAGCUAUUUCAUGUCGCUUUGUCUGCUUUGUGACUUACCAUUAUAAAAUUUGAUAGCAUACUGAAUAAGAUUACAUUAACAUGCUAUAUUAAUUAAAAAUAUUUCACUAGCAUUACUCAAUAAAUUCUCUAUAGUUUAUUUCAAUGGUAUGAGGAGUAAAAAUUUAAAUUUAGUUUUGUAAAUAGCUCUGCUGUAUACACUAAUAAUAGUUCUCGAUUAAUAUAUCUAUAUUUAUAAUACAAUAUUAUUCUACGUAACUACUUACAUCCACUUUAAUUUUACUUCCAUAUUACUACUCCUGCCGUUGAAAUUGACUUACAAGUUUUAUGAACAAGGAUAAAACUUGCAAUAAUAAAUAUUGAAAAUGUGUAGAUCAUGAUUUUCUUCCAUAAAUGUAAAUUGUCUAUGAAUUAGAGGUAAAUAUUUACUAUAAUAGUUUUUUAAAUUAUCGAUAAUGUGUCGUGAAAUGAAAUCAACUCGGUACACUCUUGAAAUAAUAUUGCAGGUAAAUUUUAAACUACGAGUAUUCAAAAUUGGAUGCUCCGUUUGAAAAUCAUUUUUGAAGACAGAGGAACGACAUAAAGGCAAGAGCGUUCAUAAUGUGUUGGUAAUUGCAAUGAACAUUACCAGUGGGCCAACGAGAAAAUAGAUCUUUAUCGAUAACAUAAUUCAAUCAAAGUAGUAAAGAUAAACAAACCAUAGAUUUACGUAUUCCAUGCGUUUUAUAGCUCAGCUAUAUACAAAUAAUCCAACACUAUUCCCUUGCAGUUCAUUCAAAGUUUGAUCUGAAGUAUUAGAAUAAGUUAGAUUUGGCCCCCUGGUUUGGUUAGCAAUCAAAUAUAAAAAUAACAGACCUGUUUUAGAAUUAAUGUCAUCGGUAUGCUUAUAAUAUUAAUUACAAAGUACUAUGAAAUUGUAUAUGUAUAAAAAUUUACAUAUUAGAUAUUAAAUUCGUUAUAAUAACUAACGGCUACACCUAUGAACGAUGUUUAGGGGAUGAUCUGUUAAACAAUGACUUAUUCACGGUGACAAAAAAGUUGUGUUUAAUUUUCAUGACUAUGAUGUUGUUUUUUUGUUAAUGGUGUGUCUUUGUGUAUGUUAUGUAGCGGUACUUAGUAUUGUUGUAUUGUGAUGGAUGAGUGAGUCAUGUCGUCCUGACUGCUUCCGGUCACAGCGGUUAAUCUCAAGGUAGACCAGCCAAUUAUGAUAUAUUUUUGUUAUAGUGCUCAAGUGUGUGCACAAACACAGAUGUACUCUAUUUCCUCACUGUCAUAAUCCGUUGGGACGACAAAUCUGAUACGACUGGAAAAAGUUCAGGCGCAGGCCUGCAUGCUUACUGAGGAACAGAAGUGUACACACUUCCAACUUCCUCACUCGGGGCUGAUGAUAUAUAAAUUCUACAGAAAACCCAAUAAUCUAUUAUCAGAUUGAACCCAGGACCUCGGUAGCAGUGGCCUUAUAUGUAGCCAAUAGAACGAGGCUGUCAGUGUAGUACAGUCACGAUGGAGAAACCAUCUUAGUUCCCAAAAUUGUUGGUACACUAAGAGCCCCAUGCCGGUCCAUUAACAGGAAAAAGUUUAACUAAACAUCCUCUAAACAUUGUUUCUAGUAAUGCCGAUUAUGUAUUCGGUGAAACUAACUUACUAAAAUUUGUAAAUAACUAUUUUUCUAAUGUUAACUAUUGUUUUGCCACAAUACGGCAUUGAAAAAAUUGAAAUAUUUUUGGACUGAUACAUUUCGAUUCUUAUAUGUUAUUUAUUUCUAAGAUAUAUGUAUAUAUAUUAUAUUAUAUGUAAACUAUUAAGGUUUAAUGUACGGACGCAGCAACGUCCGGUCAGUGGUUCUCAAUCUGCAGACCUGAUGGGUCCAUGAUGUAACAUGAACUGUCGUUGGAGAAAUUUUAAAAGUUGUUAAUCGUUACUGAUAAUUCGAAAAGAUAGGUGUCGAACAGUAAAGACAAAUAAAUCUGAAAAACGACGUAUCUCGUGCUUAUGAGAGAUAAAGAUCACACGUUAAUUGAUGUCCCGUUUGCUAGCCUGUCUACGGAUUUUUUUUUUUAAUAAUUAAUUGCAUUAUAAUAAUAAUAUUCUACUUAUUCAUAAUAAAAUUAUUAUUAUGGUUAAUUUAAUUUAUUCUUAUUUCACAUACUAACAAAUUAAACGUUCACAAUUUUAAUCUUUAGUAAAAUAAACAUUGUGAAAUGAGAAAAGCUGUAAGUUGUCUAUUUCGAUCGGCGGUUUAGCGAGCGACUUUGUGUGGUAAUCAUAUCAUUUGGUGCGCGAACACCAUAAAAAUCCACUCAUCACUUUUUGUAACGCGUGUGAAAUUUAUAACUUCAAAUUUUAUUCAUAUUUUGUGGUAAUGUCGAAAAGAUUGAGAACCGCUGCUCUAAUCUAAAUCUCGGUUCCCGGCAAGUAUAUAAAAUUUUUGUUAUUUAUAAAAAACGUAUAUAUGUAUAAAUAUAUUAUUUAAUGUAUAAUUUUAUAUGUAUUAUAUUUGUAUAUAUAUAUAUAUCAAGCAUUUGGGAAUAAACAGUGUCUUAGAAUAUAAGAAUUUGAAUAUAUACCGUGAAGUAUUAUAUAUAAGCUAAUAAUUUUACGUAUCUGUAUAUUUAAUGUCCGGUCGCUGAAACAACGUACUGAUAGAUACCGUGAAAAAGUGGACGACGUGACGUUGAAAUGUGGAAUAUCGGUUCAAAUUAUUCGUAUUAGAGUCCAUACUGGAGUGCUACAACCAAUGUCCUGUCAACUUGGUUGGGGGGGGGGGGGAUACAAACACUCCCAAGUUACGUUAACAACUUCGUUGAAAAUCAAGACGUCAUAUUUUCGUGAUACCAUAAUGAAUAUCAUAGAUUAUAUUCAAGCUCUCGACCAAUUAUAUCGCGUUAUUUCAAGGUCGUUGUUGUUUUUCGGUUGGAAUAGACUAGUGUACUAGUCUGACAGGUGAUAGGGUUAGUUCUAUCAGCGUCCGGCGUUUAGUCUAUGCAUUUAUUGUACAGUAAACCAUAGACGGACUUGUUCGCACUGCUUUAAUACAUCGAUUAAUUUUGAAUUUGGACAC